CCUCCUUCGCUCUAAAAUUGACCAACGACGACGAAACCAAAGGUGGAAGACCACAUUCUCCCCCAUUUCAUUUGGACCCGGAGAGAAUCGAUUUCCAGACAUUUCUGACCGGAGAAAAGGGGAUUUCUGGCCGGAGCAGCAGGAUCAGCGCGCUGAUCCCUCCACCUAGGAGGUUGGGGAAUUCCAGGCUGAGGGAGACUUGGCGAGAGGAGGGAUCAUGGAUCAGAUAAUGGGGAAGGUGGGCGGGCUCUGGUUCAGCCAGAACGCCGGCAAGGAGAUGAACAACGUCGGCGAAGAUCUCAAUGCAAUCUCAAGCAGCAUUGGAGAUGGAGCCAAAUGGAUGGUCAACAAAAUCAAAGGGAAGAUGCAGAAACCAUUGCCUGAAUUCCUCAAGGAAUAUGACCUCCCGGUGGGCCUCUUCCCGCAGGACGCGACCAACUACGAGUUCGACGAGGAGACGAAGAAGCUCACGGUGCACAUCGCGUCGGCGUGCGAGGUCGGGUACAAGGACUCGUCGGUGCUUCGGUUCUUCACCUGCGUGACUGGCCACCUCGACAAGGGGAAGCUGUCGGAGGUGGAGGGCAUGAAGACCAAGAUCCUGAUCUGGACCAAGGUGACGGCCGUCAGGACGGAGGACGCCAAGGUGCACUUCUCCGCCGGCCUGAACAAGACCCGGAAUCGCGACGCCUACGAGGUUGUCAGGGAUGGCGUUACCAUAGACAAGUUCUAGGUCGUAUGGUUACUUUUCGACUUGGUGUGCUACCAGCGGUUGCUCCUCUCUUGCCAUACCAAAAACAUGUCUGUAUGUACACCAGCGAUGAUGUUCUUUGUGUUGUGAACAAUGAGGUGUAAAUGUCUGUCUUGUCUGUUAAAAAACAGAUUUCCUUUGUAAAUUAAGCAAUCAUGGAUU
Molecule: messenger RNA, 910 nt
Organism: Lolium rigidum
Lineage: Eukaryota; Viridiplantae; Streptophyta; Magnoliopsida; Poales; Poaceae
Exons: 3
Coding region: 218-730 (170 amino acids)
Source: RefSeq, a predicted model, not a curated record